Molecule: messenger RNA, 997 nt
Organism: Pogona vitticeps (central bearded dragon)
Lineage: Eukaryota; Metazoa; Chordata; Lepidosauria; Squamata; Agamidae
Gene: SRP19
Product: signal recognition particle 19
Biological process (GO): SRP-dependent cotranslational protein targeting to membrane, signal sequence recognition; SRP-dependent cotranslational protein targeting to membrane
Cellular component (GO): signal recognition particle, endoplasmic reticulum targeting
Molecular function (GO): 7S RNA binding
Source: RefSeq, a predicted model, not a curated record
CUAGGAGGGUGGGACAUCCUGUUCUGUUUCCUCUUCUUCUCCCACCUCGUCCGUGCCGGGUUUUUUCCCCCUUUCUCUUCGAUAGCCUUCUCCUGCGGGGAGCUGUGCGGAAGGAAGGAAGGAGCUGGCGCUUUUCCUUGGCCGGCGCUGAGGCGAUGGCUUGGGCGGCCUCCGCUUUACCUACUGAUAAAUCCCGGUUUGUCUGUAUAUACCCAGCCUAUAUAAAUAACAAGAAGACAAUAGCGGAAGGAAGAAGAAUACCUCUUGACAAAGUAAAUGCAGUUGAAAAUCCCACGUCUACUGAAAUCCAAGAUGUUUGUGCUGCGGUUGGACUUAAUGUGCUUCUUGAGAAGAACAAAAUGUAUCCCAGAGAAUGGAACCGUGAUGCACAGUACAGGGGAAGAGUGCGUAUUCAGCUGAAGCAGGAAGAUGGCACUGCAUGUCAACCUCAGUUUCCAACACGUAAGUCAGUAAUGCUUUAUGCAGCAGAAACAAUCCCCAAACUAAAAACACGGACACAGAAAAUGGGAGGCAGUGACCAAAAUCUACAGCAAGGUGAGGGAGGCAAAAAGGGAAAAGGAAAGAAAAAGAAAUGAGCAUCACCAGAACAAAUGCUGUAUGGAAAGAGCAACAUGUAUGAACCGAGGUAAUGACUUCUGGUGUGAAAUAUGAAGAAAGAAACAAGAACGGGUUGCAGUUGUUUUGUAACCAUUUUUGGAUGGGAAUGCAGAUAAAUUGCAUCCAGUCACAGCUAAUCCAUUUGUGAUCUAUGUAGCCAAAAUAUCUGCUUUAAUCUUAAAACAAAUGGAAAAGAACUAUUUUUUUAAAUGUGUGGAUAUACAAUGCUCAAAAAUAGAUGUGGCUAAUAUUUCUAUAAAGCUGAUUUUCUUGGGUGUGUUCCAUAUUGUUCUUUGUGACUUGUAAAAUGAUUUUUUUCUUUUUAGGAAAAUACUGGAAACUGAUCUUUGAAUUAAAUUGUUUCAAAAAGAUAUACCUA